UCCAGUGAGUUCCAAGAAAACAACUCACCAGCAGAGAGUGAAUUCCCAAGUGGACCCAGCAGCUCUUCCUUCCAGGUCCAGGAGUUGUAAAUAGCAGCUGACCCACAGUCCUCUCCUGGCCAGAUUCACUGAUUUAUUAGUUUGAACCCAGUGGAUAUUUUGGUCCAUAUUCUUGAAGUUCCUGAUUUGUCUCAACUGCUUUGCAGGAGAGAUUGAAGCCGAGACAUGGCCUCCACCUUUAAACCCCGGGAAUGUAAGCUGUCUAAACAAGAAGGGCAAAGCUAUGGCUUCUUCCUGCGAAUUGAGAAGGACACUGAUGGCCACCUGGUCCGGGUGGUUGAGAAGGGCAGCCCAGCAGAGAGGGCUGGCCUCCAGGAUGGAGACAGAGUUCUUAGGAUCAAUGGUGUCUUUGUGGACAAGGAAGAACAUAUGCAGGUUGUGGAUCUGAUCAGAAAGAGUGGGAAUUCAGUGACAUUACUAGUUCUGGAUGGAGAUUCCUAUGAGAAAGCCAUGGAAAAAAAGGUGGACUUGAGAGAGUUGGGUCAAAGUCAGAUGGAGCCAUGUGUGAAUGGUAAGAAACUGUCUCCUAUGAUGAAUGGAGGAGCACAGACUUGGACCCAGCCACGGCUCUGCUACCUGGUGAAGGAAGGGAGCACCUAUGGCUUUUCUCUGAAAACUGUCCAAGGUAAAAAGGGAGUGUACAUGACUGACAUAACACCUCAAGGUGUGGCUAUGAAAGCUGGUGUCCUGGCUGAUGAUCACUUGAUUGAAGUGAAUGGAGAGAAUGUAGAAGAUGCCACUCAUGAGGAAGUGGUUGAAAAGGUGAGGAAGUCAGGAAGCCGUGUCAUGUUCCUGCUGGUGGACAAGGAAACUGACAAGUACCAUAGUGAGCAGAAUAUAAAAUUCAAGAGAGAAACAGCCAGUUUGAAAUUACUACCACACCAGCCCCGGGUUGUUAAGAUGAAGAAGGGAAGCAAUGGCUAUGGUUUCUAUCUGAGGGCAGGUCCAGAACAAAAAGGUCAAAUCAUCAAAGACAUAGAUUCCGGAAGUCCAGCAGAGGAGGCUGGCUUGAAGACCAACGACCUGGUACUGGCUGUCAAUGGCGAGUCUGUGGAAUCCCUCAGUCAUGACAGUGUGGUGGAAAUGAUCAGAAAGGGUGGAGAUCAGACUUCACUGUUGGUCGUAGACAAAGAGACAGACAGCAUAUACAGACUGGGUAAUUUUUCUCCAUUUCUCUACUAUCAAAGUCAAGAACUGCCUAAUGGUUCUGUCAAGGAAGCUCCAGUUCCUACUUCUGCUCCUCCAGAGAUCUCAAGUCCAGAUACUCCAGAGGAAGUAGAUCAUAAGCCUAAACUGUGCAGGCUGGUUAGAGGUGAAAAUGGCUAUGGCUUCCACUUAAAUGCAAUUCGUGGUCAGCCAGGCCCAUUCAUCAAAGAGGUACAGAAAGGCAGCCCUGCCAACCUGGCUGGGCUAGAGGAUGAAGAUAUCAUCAUUGAAGUGAAUGGGGAAAGUGUGGUGGAUGAAGUCUAUGAGAACGUGGUGGACAGAAUCCAGAGCAGUGGGAAGAAUGUCACACUCUUAGUCUGUGGAAAGAAGGCAUAUGAUUAUUUCCAGGCUAAGAAAAUCCCUAUUGUUUCCUCCAUGGCUGAUCCUUUAGAUGUACCCUUUGAUUCCAAAGAAGGAACAUUGGGGGAGUCAGACUACAACUCACACAUGGCGAAAGAACGAACCCACAGUACAGCCUCUCAUUCUUCUUCCAAUUCUGAAGAUACAGAAAUGUGAUGACUACAAAUAAUGGCUUUGGCACAUAGUUGUUUCUGGGUAUUUAACAAGAAGCCUUUUCUAAGAAAUGAGCUGCUACCCAUUUGCUGUCUCUGUUAAAGAACUCCUCUGGAAACCACUUCAUCAUGUGUAAUUGUUUUCUGUUAUCAUUUAUCUCAGGGGUAGCUAUUGCAGAUGGCUUAUUUAUAGUUAAUUUAGGAAAAGUUAAGGCGGGGGUGAGAUUCUGUUCAUGUAAUCUCUUUCAAGUUUCAAAACUCAACUAUACAGGGUCUGGCACAAAUAGUGCCUCUUUUUAUUACACAAUCAUAAGCAUGUAAUUCUGUAACAUAACAGUAUCACACUCAAGCAUACCAUAUGACAUUUUAGGUAAAAUUUUUGAAUUAAAACUAUAAAUUAUUACAUCCAUAUUAUUACACUACUGACCACACUGAAGCAGGCAUUACUUCUGCUGGACCCUGUAUUUCUCUGUAUGGUGAUAUCUCUUCUAUUUGGGGCUCCUUGAGCACCAAAGAUGAUUUAUAAAUCUGUAUAUGUGACAGCUGUCAAUUAAAGUAUCUGAGCAUAUAAGCCUAUUAAAAUUAUGCUUUUUAAAGAAUGCUGUGUUUACCGAAAUAAAUACCAUUAAAAAGUU
This is a messenger RNA of Phyllostomus hastatus (greater spear-nosed bat), 2413 nucleotides long. It is a transcript of the gene PDZK1, whose product is annotated as PDZ domain containing 1. Gene Ontology annotation, biological process: protein localization to plasma membrane. Gene Ontology annotation, cellular component: apical plasma membrane. The transcript has 10 exons. Lineage: Eukaryota; Metazoa; Chordata; Mammalia; Chiroptera; Phyllostomidae. Gene Ontology annotation, molecular function: signaling receptor binding; protein-membrane adaptor activity. The record is from RefSeq and is a predicted model, not a curated record. The coding region runs from base 226 to 1782 and encodes 518 amino acids.